UCUUAUUCAUAAUCAUUUUUCACAUUUUAUCAAAUGCUUAUUAGAGGUUUAUAAAACGUUUGAUAAAAAUUGUUAUUCAUAAUCGUCAUUUAGCGCUAAAAUCCUCUUUUAUCUGUGUGAUAAGUUAUCGAGAGCUCGGGCCUUGUUUAAAGCUCUAAUAAACCUAUUUUAACCUAACUUUUAUAAAUGUCAUUUCAUAUGAAUGUCACUUCGUUGGUUUAUUUAUUCAAAAUAUCCUUGCUGUGAUCCUUGCUUGUGAAAAUGAAUGCUAUAAAUGCAAUUGUGCAUUUAGCCAAUAAUGCCGACCCAGCGCGACGUAGAAAGCUCUACCGCCAACGAAGCAACCCAUUCGAUUUGCGGGACCUAAAUUUUAAAAUAAAAUAUAGGUUCAAUAAGGACACAGUGCGCACCAUCAUAGAUUUGGUGGAAGAUGAUCUGGUUCAGAGCGCUAGAGGUGGUGGCACGUGUCCUGAACUGCAAGUUUUAGUGGCCAUAAGAUGUUGGGGACGUCGUGAGGUACAAGAUGAUGCUGGUGACCUCCAUGGCCUAAGUCAGCCGACAGUGAGCCGGAUAUGCGCCAGAGUCGCGCAUGCAAUCGCGAAUAAGGCAAAUUCCUUCAUCAAAAUGCCUAUCACUAUAGGAGAGCAGGAAAGAAUUAGUGCCAAAUUUAGAGCAAUUAAAAAUUUUCCUGGGGUGAUAGGAGCCAUAGAUUGCACCCACAUUAAAAUUAAAAAAACCGGAGGUGACAUGGCCCAGUACUAUAUUAAUAGAAAAGGCUAUUAUUCCCUGAAUGUUCAGGUUGUCUGUGAUGCUGACCUCAAAAUAAUGGAUAUAGUGGCUAGAUGGCGAGGCAGUACACAUGACAGUCGAAUUUUUAUGGAGAGCAAUAUAAAACAACGAUUUGAGGAUAGGCAGUUUAGAGGACGCCUUAUUGGCGAUUCGGGCUACCCUCUUCUGCCAUAUCUAUUUACACCUAUUUUAAGGCCUAGUCGUCCAGAAGAAGAAGCAUACAAUAAUGCUCACAUCUCAACUAGGAACACUGUUGAAAGGUGUUUUGGGGUGUGGAAGCAGCGGUUCCAAUGCCUACUCCAUGGCUUACCAGUAAGCCUCCAAAAUGGAAAAGCUGUGAUCAUAGCAUUGGCUGUAUUACAUAAUAUAGCCAUUGAUAUGAAUGACACAUUGUUAGAACAACAUAUGGAGCAGGUCCCUGUAACUCCGCAACUUUCGACGGAGAACAGUGUUCACGACAACCGACCUUCAUUGUUGAGGCGUAGGUCGCAGUUGAUACUACAAAAUUUUAUAAAUCAACAUUUUUGAAUGAUACUGUUCCUGGCAUCUUAAUGAAAAUAAAAAG
This is a messenger RNA of Ostrinia nubilalis (European corn borer), 1354 nucleotides long. RefSeq names its product putative nuclease HARBI1. The record is from RefSeq and is a predicted model, not a curated record. Lineage: Eukaryota; Metazoa; Arthropoda; Insecta; Lepidoptera; Crambidae. Bases 262 to 1317 code for a protein of 351 amino acids. The transcript is spliced from 5 exons.